AUGACUCCUGUUAAAGGUGACACUAAGGAUAAUGUUAAGAGUGCUUAUUGGGAGUAUUUUAAUAAUUUAAAAGUUGAAGGUUUAAAUCUUGACUUGCAAACUUUUAAUGAUGAUGAAGAUGCAGAAAAAAUAGAAGACGAGGUGCCGGAGGAAGAAGUAUUUUACUGUACCCUAGUAAAUACACCCCAUGACAGGGUGGACGACAGUGGUGAUAAUGACGAUGACGACGACGAUGACACUGAUGAUGAUGAUGAUGAUCUUGAUGGAGAUAUGGAGGAUGUAGUUACACUUGGUGCAUGCACUCCCAUUGUUAAAUGUGGAGAAACAACCAAAGAGCUUAGUGAGGGAGUGAAUUUAGAGCUUCAAGAUGAAGAAGAGAAGUUAAAGCAAGAAGUGCAACAAGAGGAAGAGGUAGAGAUUAUGGAACCAAAGGAAGUGGUUGAAGAUUUAGGAGAUAUUGAGUGCAAAGAGGAAUCCCAUGUUGAAGAGCCUUCUUCCAUGGAGGAAGAGGUAGAAGACACUGGUGAAGAAGAAUAUCAACUUGAGGAAGCUUGGCAAGAGGUAGGACUUGAAGCACUUUCUCAAGUGGUGGAAGCCUCUAGAAGAGAAUGGACAGGAGUGGAACGUGCUCUAUCAAGACCAUUGGAAACUCCUCCACAUAUGUUACCAUCCAAUCCUUCAUUUGAGUAG
Arachis ipaensis is the source of this 690-nucleotide messenger RNA. The record is from RefSeq and is a predicted model, not a curated record. Lineage: Eukaryota; Viridiplantae; Streptophyta; Magnoliopsida; Fabales; Fabaceae.